Messenger RNA from Puma concolor (puma), 2488 nucleotides. It is a transcript of the gene GNPAT, whose product is annotated as glyceronephosphate O-acyltransferase. Gene Ontology annotation, molecular function: glycerone-phosphate O-acyltransferase activity; glycerol-3-phosphate O-acyltransferase activity. Gene Ontology annotation, biological process: triglyceride biosynthetic process; fatty acid metabolic process; phospholipid biosynthetic process. NCBI's taxonomy places the organism in Eukaryota, Metazoa, Chordata, Mammalia, Carnivora, Felidae. Gene Ontology annotation, cellular component: peroxisome; mitochondrial membrane; peroxisomal membrane. The record is from RefSeq and is a predicted model, not a curated record.
GCUUCCGUCCUGGUUAAGAUGGCGGCGCCCGGGGUCCUGAAGAGCGGCCGCAGAGGGUGCCGCCGCCCUAGGCGAGGUCGGGCCGCCCUGCGCGGAAGAACCGCCCCCAGCAGCAUCACUACGACCGCUUAGCAAAGAAUUUCAGGCCCCGCCCGGACGGCAGCCGCAUCAUGGAUUCUUCCAGCUCAUCUAACUCUAGCUUCUCCGUCGGCUCCGCCAGUCCCGGCGCUGUCGUGCUCCUCUACUCGAAGGAGCUCAAAAAAUGGGAUGAAUUUGAAGAUAUUUUAGAGGAGAGGAGGCAUGUCAGUGACUUGAAGUUUGCAAUGAAAUGCUACACACCUCUUGUCUAUAAGGGGAUUACUCCUUGCAAGCCAAGUGAUAUUAAAUACAGUGUUCUCAAUUCUGAAGAGGUUCAUUAUGUCAUUAAACAGCUUUCCAAGGAAUCGCUUCAAUCCGUCGAUGUCCUCCGAGAGGAAGUUUGUGAGAUCUUGGAUGAAAUGAGCCACAAACUGCGUCUGGGAGCCAUCCGUUUUUUUGCCUUUGUGCUGAGCAAAAUAUUUAAACAAAUUUUCUCAAAAGUGUGUGUAAAUGAAGAAGGUAUUCAGAAACUACAGCGAGCUAUCCAGGAGCACCCGGUUGUUCUGCUGCCCAGUCAUCGAAGUUACAUUGACUUCCUGAUGUUGUCUUUUCUCUUAUACAACUAUGAUUUACCUGUACCAGUCAUAGCGGCAGGAAUGGACUUCCUCGGAAUGAAAAUGGUCAGUGAGCUGCUGCGGAUGUCGGGUGCCUUUUUCAUGCGACGCACCUUUGGUGGCAAUAAACUUUACUGGGCCGUGUUCUAUGAAUACGUGAAAACCAUGCUACGGAAUGGUUAUGCUCCUGUUGAAUUUUUCCUCGAAGGGACAAGAAGUCGCUCUGCCAAGACACUGACUCCAAAAUUUGGUCUUCUGAAUAUUGUGAUGGAGCCAUUUUUUAAAAGAGAAGUUUUUGAUACGUACCUUGUUCCAAUUAGCAUCAGUUACGACAAGAUAUUGGAAGAAACUCUUUAUGCGUAUGAGCUCCUGGGGGUGCCUAAGCCAAAGGAGUCCACAACUGGAUUGUUGAAAGCCAGGAAGAUUCUCUCUGAAAAUUUUGGAAAUAUCCAUGUGUACUUCGGAGACCCUGUGUCACUUCGAUCUCUGGCAGCUGGAAGGAUGAGUCGGAGCCCGUAUAACUUGAUUCCAAGGUAUAUCCCUCAGAAACAGUCAGAGGACAUGCAUGCCUUUGUCACUGAAGUUGCCUAUAAAAUGCAGCUUCUGCAAAUUCAAAACCUGGUUCUGAGCCCGUGGGCCCUCAUGGCUGCUGUUCUGCUUCAGAACCAGCCUUCCAUGGACUUUGACGCUCUGGUGGAGAAGACUCUAUGGCUGAAAAGCUUAACCCAGGCCUUCGGGGGGUUUCUCACCUGGCCCGAUAAUGAAGCUGCUGAAGAAGUUAUCCAGUCCAACCUUCUUCUGCAUUCCAACAUCGCCAGCCUUGUCAAAGACCAGGUGGUUCUGAACGUGAACGUGAACUCCGGAGACUCAGAAGUGGUCCAUGGGCUUCUCUUCCAGCAUAUCACUCUCCUCAUGUGCUCAGCUUACAGGAACCAGUUGCUCAACAUUUUUGUCCGCCCUUCCUUAGUAGCCAUGGCACUGCACAUGACACCCGGGUUGCGGAAAGAGGAUGUCUACAGUUGCUUUCGCUUCCUGGUCAGUGUUUUUUCAGAUGAGUUCAUCUUCCUUCCAGGAAACACAGUCAAGGACUUUGAAGAAGGCUGUUACCUGCUCUGUAAAAGUGAGACAAUACAAGUGACAACAAGGGACAUCCUAGUUACCCCGAAAGGAAAUCCUGUCUUAGAAUUUUUAAUAGCCCUCUUUAAACCUUUUGUGGAAUCUUAUCAGAUAAUUUGCAAAUACCUCUUGCACGAAGAAGAAGACUACUUCACUGAGAAACAGUACUUGGAUGGAGUUAGAAAAUUCACCAGUGAGCUUCUUGAUCAAGGUGCCUCGCAGUGUUACGACGUAUUGUCUUCCGAUGUACAGAAAAAUGCCUUAGCAGCUUUUGUGAGGCUAGGUGUGGUAGAGAAGAAGAAAGUAAAUAGUCACAGUGUAUUUAAUGUGAAUGAACCUGCCACGACAAAAUUAGAAGAAGUGCUUGGUUGUAAGAUACCCCUAGGAAAGCCGGCAACUGCAAAACUUUAAUAAUUGCCAAACAGUUAUGCGAAACGUGGUCACAUAAUUGCUGUCAUCUGAGGACUCUUAUUCCAGCAAGCAGUGAUGUGAAGGAAGAGAGUCAUCUGCUCGUGCUUCACGAGACGUGAGAGCCAUGGGCUCGGCAGAGAGGAAGAGGUAGCCGGUGUAAGCAAUCAGUGUAACUUUCUCCACCGUGACGGUUCAAAAGGCAUCUGUGUCCAACUCUGUGUGUGUUUUAAAAUAAAACAGUCUUUUGGAAACAUGUUUGGAAAAACAAA